CCCGGGCUCAGUUGUCUGAGCGAGCGCGAGCCGGGAGCCGGGGCGGGCGCGGGCAGCGGCGGGCCGGCCGGGCUGUGCGGGGCGAGCGGCGGCGGCGGCGGGGGCGCUUCGGCCGGGGCGGCAGCUGGGCGCCGGCGGGAGCUAGCAGCGUCUGCAGCCGCGCCGGCCGCCCGCGCCCCGGCGCGCUCCGGCUCGGCCAUGGAGCUGCCAGCUGUUGGCGAGCACGUCUUCGCGGUGGAGAGCAUCGAGAAGAAGCGGAUCCGCAAGGGCAGAGUGGAGUAUCUGGUGAAAUGGAGAGGCUGGUCGCCCAAAUAUAACACGUGGGAACCGGAGGAGAACAUCCUGGACCCCAGGCUGCUGAUCGCCUUCCAGAACAGGGAACGGCAGGAGCAGCUGAUGGGAUAUCGGAAGAGAGGGCCGAAGCCCAAACCGCUGGUGGUGCAGGUGCCUACCUUUGCCCGUCGUUCCAAUGUCCUGACCGGACUCCAGGACUCCUCCACUGACAACCGUGCCAAGCUGGAUUUGGGCGCGCAGGGGAAGGGCCAGGGGCAUCAGUACGAGCUCAACAGCAAGAAGCACCACCAGUACCAGCCGCACAGCAAGGAGCGGGCGGGCAAGCCCCCGCCGCCGGGCAAAAGCGGCAAGUACUACUACCAGCUCAACAGCAAGAAGCACCACCCCUACCAGCCCGACCCCAAAAUGUACGACCUGCAGUACCAGGGUGGCCACAAGGAGGCGCCCAGCCCCACCUGCCCGGACCUGGGGGCCAAGAGUCACCCGCCCGACAAGUGGGCGCAAGGCGCGGGGGCCAAAGGCUACCUGGGGGCGGUGAAGCCCCUGGCCGGUGCGGCGGGUGCUCCAGGCAAAGGCUCCGAGAAGGGCCCCCCCAACGGAAUGAUGCCAGCCCCCAAAGAGGCCGUGACGGGCAACGGGAUCGGGGGCAAGAUGAAGAUAGUCAAGAACAAGAACAAGAACGGACGCAUCGUGAUCGUGAUGAGCAAAUACAUGGAGAACGGCAUGCAGGCGGUGAAGAUCAAGUCCGGCGAGGUGGCGGAGGGGGAGGCUCGCUCCCCCAGCCACAAGAAGCGGGCAGCCGACGAGCGCCACCCGCCUGCCGACAGGACUUUUAAAAAGGCGGCGGGCGCAGAGGAGAAGAAGGUGGAGGCGCCGCCCAAGAGGAGGGAGGAGGAGGUGUCCGGGGUUAGCGAUCCGCAGCCCCAGGAUGCCGGCUCCCGCAAGCUGUCCCCGACCAAGGAGGCCUUUGGAGAGCAGCCCCUGCAGCUCACCACCAAGCCCGACCUGCUUGCCUGGGACCCGGCCCGGAGCACGCACCCACCCUCACACCACCCGCACCCGCACCCCCAUCACCACCACCACCACCACCACCACCACCACGCCGUCGGCCUGAAUCUCUCCCACGUGCGCAAGCGCUGCCUCUCCGAGACCCACGGCGAGCGCGAGCCCUGCAAGAAGCGGCUGACUGCGCGCAGCAUCAGCACCCCCACCUGCCUGGGGGGCAGCCCAGCCGCUGAGCGCCCGGCCGACCUGCCACCAGCCGCCGCCCUCCCGCAGCCCGAGGUCAUCCUGCUAGACUCGGACCUGGAUGAACCUAUAGACUUGCGCUGCGUGAAGACGCGCCGCGAGGCCGGGGAGCCGCCCAGCUCCCUCCCGGUGAAGCCCGAGACACCGGCGGCGGCGGCGGUGGCGGUGGCGGUGGCAGCGGCACCCGCCGCGACGGCGGAGAAGCCUCCAGCCGAGGCCCAGGACGAACCUGCAGAGUCGCUGAGCGAGUUCAAGCCCUUCUUUGGGAAUAUAAUUAUCACCGACGUCACCGCGAACUGCCUCACCGUUACUUUCAAGGAGUACGUGACGGUGUAGCUGGAGGGCGUCGGAAGGGGAAGCGCCAUUCCCGCGGGGGGUGCGGGGAGCUGAGCACCUGGGGCCUCGGGGCGGGCUCCCCUGUCGCCAGCCCGCCAACCGCGAGACCAGGGCUGGCCCCCAGGGCGAGGACGCCCGGAGCGGAGGUAACCAUGUUCCCCCUGCGGCGGCUGUCAGACCCAGGCGGAGGCCCCUUCCACGCGGUGCCGGUGGGGCUCGCCCUCUCCUGCCCUUCCCCGCUGGAGACGGACCCCCGGAACGGACUGGGCAGCUCUGCACCCGGCCUCAGAGUUCUAGUAUUAUAUUUUAACCGUGCUAACUUGUCAAGUGCUGACUCUACUCCCGUUUGUACGUGGUGUUAUUGAAAUGUAUUGUUUGAGCUCAAAAGGCCCGAGCACCCCCCUUCGGGCUGCUAUAUAUAUAUUUAUUUGUAGGUAUUUAUAUAUUGAAAUAUAAAAACCUAGAUUUAUGGAGUUUCCUCUAGAUCAUGUUAUAUUCUAUAUCAGACAAACUAUUUUCUUUUGACCUUUCUUCCCCUCCAUCCAGCAUUUCGGUUGAUUUCAUCUUCUCCCCUCUCUUCCCCUUCCAGGAACUGCAAUACCAGUAACCUUGGUAUAUAUUUUUUGAUACUGUACACAUGGAUGUGUUGUUUCUAUGUGCAAAAAAAAAAAAAAGUUUGUUAAAAGGCUACACGAGCUCUCUAGAAACUGCUGCUACUAGAAAUGUCUAAACUAUAAGCUUCCAACUAUUACCUGCUUGAAUGUAAAUAUUAAAUGGAGAUGUUGAAGGUGCA
Molecule: messenger RNA, 2671 nt
Organism: Nomascus leucogenys (northern white-cheeked gibbon)
Lineage: Eukaryota; Metazoa; Chordata; Mammalia; Primates; Hylobatidae
Gene: CBX4
Product: chromobox 4
Biological process (GO): negative regulation of DNA-templated transcription
Source: RefSeq, a predicted model, not a curated record